AUGAACUGGAUUUUACUAAAUGUAUUGCGCCAGGAUGCCUCCUAUUUUGACGAUCCAAGACAUAACACUGGAACAUUGACCGCCCGCCUCGCUUCGGAUGCACCCAACGUACAAGCGGCCAUCGAUCAACGUCUCGCUGAGGUCAUGCAAGGAGUCAGCGCACUUCUAGCUGGAGUAAUUAUUGCCUUUGUUUACGGAUGGAACGUUGCUCCUAUGGGAUUGGCUACAGCUCUUUUACUAGGGAAGUCAUGA
Strongylus vulgaris is the source of this 252-nucleotide messenger RNA. NCBI's taxonomy places the organism in Eukaryota, Metazoa, Nematoda, Chromadorea, Rhabditida, Strongylidae. The record is from the annotation of a GenBank genome assembly.